AUGCUUCUAAACACAUUUCUUCUUCGAGAGGGCCUCGUCGCGGUUCUUCUCUUUUUCAUAACCCGCUUUUUCAUUCAUUCUGUCUUUACAAAAUCAUCGCGUCACCCACUUCCUCCGGGUCCGAGAGGAUGGCCACUCAUUGGUGCUCUUCCUCUCCUAGGCACCAUGCCCCAUGUCAGCCUUGCCAAAAUGGCAAAAAAAUAUGGACCUGUGAUGUACCUCAAAAUGGGAACAUGUGACAUGGUGGUGGCGUCGACUCCAGACGCCGCUCGCGCCUUUCUGAAAACCCUAGACCUCAAUUUCUCUAACCGUCCUCCCAAUGCCGGCGCCACCCAUUUGGCUUAUAACGCUCAAGACAUGGUUUUCGCCGACUAUGGACCACGGUGGAAGUUGCUCCGGAAGUUAAGCAACUUGCACAUGCUCGGCGGUAAGGCGCUUGAAGAUUGGGCUAAUGUUCGCAACAUCGAGCUUGGUCACAUGCUUCGAGCCAUGUGUGACUCUAGCCGGCGACGGGAACCUGUGGUGGUGCCGGAAAUGUUAAAUUACGCAAUGGCAAACAUGAUCGGGCAAGUAAUCCUCAACCGUCGCGUUUUCGUGACAAAAGGCUCAGAAUCUAAUGAGUUCAAGGACAUGGUGGUGGAGCUGAUGACCUCUGCAGGAUUUUUCAACAUUGGUGAUUUCAUUCCGUCAAUUGCUUGGAUGGAUUUACAAGGCAUCGAACGAGGAAUGAAGAAAUUACACAAAAAGUUUGAUAUUUUAAUAACAAAAAUGAUGGAAGAGCAUAUCGCAACCAGCCAUGAGCGUAAAUCUAAACCAGAUUUUCUCGAUAUUAUUAUGGCUAACCGGGACAACUCCGAUGGUAAGAGACUCAGCAUCACCAAUAUUAAAGCUCUCCUCUUGAACUUAUUCACUGCUGGCACUGACACAUCAUCGAGCAUUAUCGAGUGGUCAAUGGCGGAGAUGUUGAAGAGCCCUAGAAUUCUGAAGCGGGCACAAGACGAGAUGGACCAAGUGAUUGGCAGGAACCGGAGGCUAGAAGAAUCAGACAUAUCAAAGCUCCCAUACUUACAAGCCAUAUGCAAAGAAUCAUUUCGGAAGCACCCAUCAACACCUCUCAAUCUGCCUCGGAUCUCAACCGAAGCCUGCGUUGUAAAUGGUUACUACAUUCCUGCAAACACCAGACUCAGUGUGAACAUUUGGGCAAUCGGGCGAGACCCCGAAAGGUGGGAGAAUCCUUUAGAGUUUACACCAGAGAGAUUUUUGAGUAAGAAGUAUGCAAAGAUUGAUCCGCGAGGAAAUGACUUUGAGUUGAUACCGUUUGGGGCAGGAAGGAGAAUUUGUGCUGGGACUAGAAUGGGAAUAGUUCUAGUUGAGUACAUUUUGGGAACUUUGGUUCAUUCUUUUGACUGGGAAUUACCACAUGGAGUUGAGUUAAACAUGGAUGAGGCUUUCGGUCUUGCUCUGCAAAAAGCUGUGCCACUUGCGGCAAUAGUUUACCCGCGGCUUGCUCCAAAUGCUUACGUAUCUUAA
This is a messenger RNA of Mangifera indica (mango), 1530 nucleotides long. Its product is annotated as flavonoid 3',5'-hydroxylase 2-like. Lineage: Eukaryota; Viridiplantae; Streptophyta; Magnoliopsida; Sapindales; Anacardiaceae. The transcript has 2 exons. Gene Ontology annotation, molecular function: monooxygenase activity; heme binding; iron ion binding. Bases 1 to 1530 code for a protein of 509 amino acids. The record is from RefSeq and is a predicted model, not a curated record.